CCCAUUCCGCCCCAUCCCAUCCCCAUCCCCAUCCCCAUCUCCAUCUCGGCGGUCAUUGGGAGCCACCGCACGUCGAGACUCGGGAUCCAGAGGACAAAUCAAGCCACCAGGAGCCCGAGAUCUCGAUCGCUUCCUUCCCCGAUCUCUAGGGUUUCGAUCCCCUUCUCUGUCUUCGCUCACGGUUGUUCCUGAGCGAGUGGAGUUUGGGGAGGGAGGUGUUUUUGGCUCCUCUGAUGGUGGAUUGAGCAUUGGAGUUGAUUUUCUCGUGAUCUUUUUCUUUGGUUGGGGAUGGCUUCGCCGAAGGAGAAAGAGGGGUUUCUGACUGAUGAGCAGAGGGCGGUGUUGAGAGUUGCGGCGCAGAACGCUGAGGUGCUGUCGUCUUCGCCUAGAUCGCCUACAUCGUUGUUGGCUGAGCACCCGAUGAAGGUCGCGACGGGGAACAAUAAGGUUCCGACGGUUGGGUUCGCGGUGAGGCAUAUGAGGCGGUCGCACUCCGGGAAGCUCGUGCGAGUGAAGAAGGAUGGUGGCGGCGGCAAAGGGACGUGGGGUAAACUCCUUGAUACUGAUUCUGAUUCUCGUCUUGAUCGGAAUGACCCAAAUUACGACAGUGGUGAAGAACCCUAUCAUUUGGUGGGUGCUACUGUAACAACACCAUUGGAUGAUUACAAAAAGUCUGUGAUAACAAUUAUUGAGGAAUACUUCAGCACAGGAGAUGUGGAACAAGCUGCUUCUGAUCUCAGAGAACUUGGCUCUGAAGAAUACCAUCAUUACUUUGUUAAGAAACUUGUGUCCACUGCAAUGGAUAGACAUGAUAAAGAGAAAGAAAUGGCAUCAGUCUUACUGUCUGCUUUAUAUGCUGAUGUGAUAAGCUCGGCUCAGAUUAGCCAAGGGUUCUCUAUGCUUCUUGAGUCUGCAGAUGAUUUAGCAGUUGACAUCCUUGAUGCAGUUGACAUUCUGGCUCUUUUCAUUGCACGUGCAGUUGUUGAUGACAUCCUCCCUCCUGCAUUCCUUAGCAAGGCAAAGAAAACCCUUUCUGAGGCCUCCAAAGGACUUGAAGUUAUACAAAUUGCAGAGAAGAGUUACCUCUCGGCACCUCAUCAUGCAGAGCUAGUUGAGCGAAGAUGGGGUGGUAGUACCCACAUCACCGUAGAAGAGGUGAAGAAGAAAAUUUCAGAUUUGUUGAAAGAAUAUUUAGAGAGUGGGGAUACUUUUGAGGCCUGCAGAUGCAUUAGGGAAUUGGGUGUAUCAUUCUUCCACCAUGAAGUAGUGAAAAGGGCUCUGAUACUUGCAAUGGAAAACCAGGCAUCGGAAUCACUUAUAUCGAAACUCCUAAAAGAAGCAGCAGAUGAAGGCCUGAUAAGCUCUAGUCAGAUGAUGAAGGGGUUCUCUAGGCUUGCUGAGAGCCUUGAUGACCUUACUCUUGAUAUACCUUCUGCAAAAAGCGCUUUCCAGCUGCUAGUACCAAAAGCAAUUGAUGAAGGAUGGCUUGACUCUUCUUUUCUGAAGCUUUCUGGUGCGGAUGGAGAUCGAAACGAUGAAGAUGCUGAUAAAGUAAGAAAAUUCAAGGAGGAAGCUGGUACCAUAAUUCUUGAAUAUUUUCUCUCUGAUGACAUUCCUGAACUUGUUCGAAGCCUUGAGGAUCUUGCAGCUCCUGAAUACAAUCCCAUUUUUCUCAAAAAGCUGAUCACACUUGCCAUGGACCGAAAGAACAGGGAGAAGGAGAUGGCAUCUGUUUUGCUUUCUGCACUGCGUAUGGAAAUUUUCUCAACUGAUGAUAUAGUGAAUGGAUUCAUCAUGCUUCUAGAAUCAGCUGAGGAUACUGCACUUGACAUUUUGGAUGCCUCAAAUGAGUUAGCUCUGUUUUUGGCUAGAGCGGUGAUUGAUGAUGUGUUGGUUCCAUUAAACCUGGAGGAGAUCAGCAGCAAACUUCCACAAAAUUGUAGCGGAAGUGAAACUGUACACAUGGCUCGAACCCUAAUUUCUGCCCGCCAUGCAGGUGAGAGAAUUCUAAGAUGCUGGGGUGGUGGCACUGGUUGGGCAGUGGAGGAUGCAAAGGACAAGAUCACAAAGCUUCUGGAAGAGUAUGAGAGCGGAGGUGAUGUCGGUGAAGCUUGUCAAUGCAUCCGUGAUCUUGGAAUGCCAUUCUUUAACCAUGAAGUAGUUAAGAAAGCAUUAGUUAUGGCUAUGGAGAAGAAGAACGACAGGAUCCUGCAUUUCUUACAAGAGUGCUUUAGUGAAGGAUUGAUCACCAUCAACCAGAUGACAAAAGGCUUUUCAAGAGUGAGGGAUGGGCUUGAUGACCUUGCUCUUGAUAUCCCGAAUGCUGAGGAGAAGUUCGGUUAUUAUGUAGAGCAUGCCAAGAAGCUUGGUUGGCUAUUACCGUCCUUUGUGACUGCUCCGCCGUCCUCAAAUGCCGUGGCCCCUUGAAAAAGGAGAGCCUGGUCUGGUUCACAUCAUACAAAACCCCUUUGCUUUACUCUUGCUCUGUUGCUGUUUAUGCACCGCAUUUCGACCACAGGUUCACAUACAGGUUGCUUGCCCGGACUCUGAUGGUUUCGGCGUGUGUUUAUGCACAGUUAGUCAUAUACAUUAGUCUGGUUUUGGCCAUAUAGUCAGUGUUGCUCUCCCAUCAUCUUAUAUUUUAGAACCAGAGAAUCUUUUUAUGCAGCUGGUAUUUAUGUGUAUUACUUAGUGAUUUGGAAACAAAUCUUUGACUUAUGACCUUUUCUUUUCCUUCUCAUUUAUGUUUGUUUCUCGCUUCUCUUUUCUCUUCCGGGUUUGCUAUCGAAUUUCCCCAGUCAAAAAUUCCGGUAUGACAA
Molecule: messenger RNA, 2819 nt
Organism: Dioscorea cayenensis subsp. rotundata (Guinea yam)
Lineage: Eukaryota; Viridiplantae; Streptophyta; Magnoliopsida; Dioscoreales; Dioscoreaceae
Product: MA3 DOMAIN-CONTAINING TRANSLATION REGULATORY FACTOR 1-like
Exons: 4
Coding region: 289-2427 (712 amino acids)
Biological process (GO): negative regulation of DNA-templated transcription
Source: RefSeq, a predicted model, not a curated record